AUGGGCUUAGGAACUUGCGGCGUCACUAGAGUUGGAACUCGCUCCACGUUUUCUUCUUUGACUUCUUAUUCAAUCUUUACAUUUUUAGUCCUCCUCCACUACCUCACUCCACGACAAGAUCGCCACAUGGACUCAAAAUUAUCUUUCCCCUCUAAAAAGGAUGCUCGUUUUUCUGGACUCUUCUCCCCAUUACAACACAAACCGCCCACUCAAAAGAAACACUACUCAGAGAGAUCUAAUUCAAUAGCGAAGAUGCAGAUUCUGAUUCUCUGCCUCUCAAUCAUUCUAACGGCAGCUCAGGGUGUUCACCAGAACACAACUUUCGUCUUCAACCACUUCAACACCACAACCACAAUCAAAUAUGUUGCGGCUGCCUCCAUACAAUCCAACGCAAUCCGCCUCACAAAUCACUCCGAGCGCGUCAUUGGCCGUGCCUAUUUGGACAAGGCCGUCCCCAUGAAAAGAAAUGGCUCUGUAAUCUCAUUCAGCACAAGUUUCAUAUUCGCCAUCGUCCCACAUGCCCGCUCGGGCGGGGCCGACGGGCUCUGCUUCGUCAUGACGCCCACCACCGCUCUCAAAGGCGCUUUCGCCACGCAGUACCUGGGCCUCCUCAACAUAUCCAGCGAUGGUAAAGACUACAACCAUCUUUUCGCUGUAGAAUUCGACACAAGUCAGAGCAUUGGCGUAGAUAAUAAGGACGGCAACCAUGUGGGAAUCGAUCUCAACGGCGUCAAAUCGUUGUUGGCUGAACCUGCUGGUUAUUGGGAAGGGAACAGUUUGACGCCCAUUAAUCUGAAGAGCGGGCAUAAUAUAAGGGCCUGGAUCGACUAUGACGGCGCUUCUAAACAGCUGGACAUAAGUAUUGCAGCAAUUGGAGAGGCGAAGCCGCAGAAAGCCCUGGUGUCGAAGAAAGAUUUGGAUUUGGACGGUAUUAUAGAAGAGUACAUGUACGUUGGGUUUUCUGCGUCUACAG
Messenger RNA from Cryptomeria japonica (Japanese cedar), 973 nucleotides. Its product is annotated as L-type lectin-domain containing receptor kinase IV.2-like. Lineage: Eukaryota; Viridiplantae; Streptophyta; Pinopsida; Cupressales; Cupressaceae. Gene Ontology annotation, molecular function: carbohydrate binding. The annotation marks the transcript as partial. The record is from RefSeq and is a predicted model, not a curated record. The transcript has a single exon.